GCAACGCCUCUCAAACGCACAGUACGCCAUCACAGUGGCUAGAAGAAUAGGCGCAAAAAUCUAUGCAGUGCCAGAGGAUAUAACUGAGGUUAAACCUCGGAUGUUAAUGACUGUCUUUGCUUGCCUCAUGGCAAUUGACCUUGAAAAACACCAUAAGGGUAGCCUCCCUCGUCUAGUCUCAUCACCGUCUCUAACCCGCAUGAAUUCGGUGACCUUCAAUGAUCGCACGAGAUCCCCUUCAACAAGUCGAGAUGAUAGAAGUAGCUCAAAAAGUGUCUCACCCUACCGCACACCUAAUCUAUCAUCCAACAUGUCUAUUGGCCGAUCUCUAAGUCGUCCACAAAGUGCCUAUCAGCGUUUUAUUGACGAAACCACUCUUGCUGAACGUCGAGCCGUAAUGAAUAAGGUGUCAACACAAAUGGCAUCUUAUCGUGUUGAAAGUUUGAUGGUGAAGAACAUUCCACUCACUGUGGAUAUUGGAAAGAUUCAGUAUGCGGAAAAGGGUACUCAUUAUGAUCCGCCACAGAGGAGAUUUUUCGGAUCACCUCCACCUCCGAGGUCCCGCCAUGGAGAACUCUUCUCUUCACCUCGAUUAUACCGCAGUGAGAUUGCAAAAUCGGUCACAGCUUUGGAUCAAAUCGGAAAGUCAGGCUGUAAAGGAACAAGUGGAGUACCGCAAGUCUAUCAAGGUGUAAAGAAAGUUGCCGGAGCAAACACAGUUGAAAAAGGAGUUCAAUGUGAAACCACAACUUGGAGAUCAACUAUACCCUUGUCAUGGAGUAAGGAUUCCAAAGAGAGUGAUAUAUUUGCCACCUCUGUGAGAACAGUAGGAGGAAGCAUUAGAACAGCACCAAAUGGAGUUGGAAGAUAUUCUCGAAAGGAUGAGGUGACAUCACCUCAAAAACGCGGUUUCGCAGCAGCUUAUGGUGAGUAUGCCAGCAAAACGGUUCAGGCGAAUCGUAUUGGAGAGAGUUCAGGAGUUCGUAGGGGUGGCGGAGGAAGGGUUUUCAUGGCUGCUGAUAUUCAUGGUAAUUAUUGA
Molecule: messenger RNA, 1039 nt
Organism: Rodentolepis nana
Lineage: Eukaryota; Metazoa; Platyhelminthes; Cestoda; Cyclophyllidea; Hymenolepididae
Source: the annotation of a GenBank genome assembly